UGUAAAUCUGUGUCAGGCAUUGGAAAACCAGUAUUUUACUAUAUAAAGGCUACAACAACGGCACUGCGCUCAAACAUAAACAAGCCUUACAAUACAGUGUAGACCAAAACUGCUUUGAUCAUAAUUUUCAUAGACGUAUGUAAAAAUGUCCGCCACUCUUGAUGAUGUAAAAGUCACGCAGCAGCAUGCAUCGAGACCACCACCAAAUGCACUUGGAAUAAAUGUAGAAAAACCCAAGUUUCCUCAAUAUGCAAUUUAUUCCAAACGCCUGGAGUCUUUUGAUUUAUGGCCGCAAUACCUGCCUGUACAGAAGAAAGAUAUGGUCGAAGCAGGUUUGGUAUUCACAGGUGUUGGUGACAGUGUGAGGUGUUACUUCUGUGGCGGGGGUUUAAGGAACUGGGAAGUAGGUGAUGUGCCAAUGGAUGAACACGCGAAGUGGUAUCCGAAAUGUCCUCAUAUUUUACUGGUUAAGGGUCAGGCAUACAUUGACAGAAUUGUUAGAGGAGAAAAGCCUGAGAUAGACGGAGAAGAUGGAACAACCAUUAAACAGGACUCUGUUGAUUCAGUUAACCACUUAGAAACUGCUGCAGCGCAAAGCUGCAUUCAAAUGGACUACUCCAGAGAGAUGGUUGCUAAAGCAAUACAGAUCUUCAUUGCCAAAAAUGGAAACAGUGAUUUUAAAGGCAAAGACUUGUGCGAAAUCCUAUUUGAUAUAGAAGAGAAUCUCGGAGAACUAACGAUAAAUAUAAGUGACGCAAAUACUGUCAAUAAAUGUGUUGAUGAAACCAACGAGGUAGUUAAAGAAGACGAGACGUUAGAGCCACUUGAAACCCUCAUAGAAGAAAACCAUAGAUUAAAAGAAAAUCAAAUGUGCAAGAUAUGUUUGGACAGUCAAGCUGAUGUGAUAUUUCUGCCAUGUGGUCACAGGGUCAGUUGUGCGCAGUGUGCACCGGCGCUACUCAAAUGCCCCAUUUGUAGACAAACUGUCAAUGGACAGUUGAAAGCAUUCUUUUCUGUGACUAAUGUAAAACACUAGCGAUGGUGGGUACACUUUUUACAGAACAUUUCACAUUUCAAUGUAUGCUCAAAAUGUUUCUAUUACGCAGCAUACGAGGUAUGUUUCAGAAUUAGUCUGUCCUGAGGUACUUUCAUCUCGAAUUGUAUCUACGAAAUAGGUAUAUCCCUAGGCAGACUCUCUGCUAUACACAACUUUAGAAAGGCUCCUCUGAUAUAUUGUUGCCUACUUUUCUCACAAAUUACAAUCAAAUAACAUUCAUGUAAAAACGAUUGCCAUUCAGAUGAAAGUUGAUACGAUUUCAUUACCUUUUACAACCAUGAAAUACUCGUGACAUACUGAAGGAAAACAAUCUGCAGUUACAUUUUGGUCUGAAACUACGGAUAAUACAUACGAAGUGUGAAAUUAUUUAAGUGUACCCAUUCGUUUAAUACAAAAUCAAUGAACUACCUCAGAGAUAAAUAUAUUCUAGUCAUAUUUUUGUUAUGUAAAGAGUAAGUGAUUUGAUGAAUAAGAAAUAUAAAAUGUAAUACGAAUAUAAAAUGUAAUAAACCUU
Messenger RNA from Mercenaria mercenaria, 1571 nucleotides. Its product is annotated as baculoviral IAP repeat-containing protein 7-A-like. NCBI's taxonomy places the organism in Eukaryota, Metazoa, Mollusca, Bivalvia, Venerida, Veneridae. The record is from RefSeq and is a predicted model, not a curated record. Gene Ontology annotation, biological process: negative regulation of apoptotic process; regulation of cell cycle. Gene Ontology annotation, cellular component: nucleus; cytoplasm; spindle microtubule. Gene Ontology annotation, molecular function: cysteine-type endopeptidase inhibitor activity involved in apoptotic process. Bases 146 to 1036 code for a protein of 296 amino acids. The transcript is spliced from 6 exons.